AUGGGUGUCUGCACGGCUUCCGUGGCAUGGUAUUGCAUUUCGCUGUCUCUUGUCACAGCAGCACUAGUAGCAGCCCAGUCGUCCGAUGAGUUGCUGCUGGGCCGCGUGGCGGAGAUGGAGGAGCAGCUCAACCAGCAGCUGCUGGACGGGCCUGCUGACGGCACCUCCCAGCCCGCCGGAGCUGCCACAACCAAGGCUGCUGCCACUGGCGGAUCUGGCGACGGCGCUGCAGUGUCAGUCUUUCCUCCCUUUGCAUGUUUUGAAUCCUUGCCACCACGUCCCACUUUCACAGAAGGCCUGCUGAAAACCACCACUCUCCCCCGCGGCAUCUACCGCAACAAGCUGAAUAGCACCUUCCUGGAAUACCACCGAAACGUGCACAAGGGGGAGGUAGAACUGCACUGCAUGGGCGGCACCUGCCCGAACCUAGACAGCUGCGGCUCGGCAUUCCCGAACGUGCGAGCCUGCUUCUGGCCGAACCUCGUGGACGAGGAUUAUAUUUACCCUGACCAGCCUGAGAACUGCCCGAAGCUGUCGAAUUGGGAUGAGGUUGGGGCGAAGGGGGCGGAUCCUAGGUGUACCCACCCUGGGGAUAAUCUGAGAUUUGAUAAGUAUGUGCCGCAGUAUUAUGAGAUCAAGGACGUGUUUGUGGAUGCUAACGGGGUGCUCUUUAACGAGUCGCUGCACUUCUUCCGCCACGGCUGCUUCAAGGACAAAGAGUUCGCCUACCACGCCAACCAGACCAGCGUGCAGCACUACCACCGCCUCAUAUCGCUGCUGUACCAGCUGGGCGGGGCUUUCUACCACACGCUCAUCGAGGUGGUGCCGCAUUUCCUGCUGCUCGCCCCUCUGCUGAAAGACAACCCCGGCAUGCCCAUCGCUGUGGCUGAAGAGUGGGCGUUCUACCACACGCUCAUCUGGGUGGUGCCUCACUUCCUGCUGCUCGCCCCUCUUCUGAGAGACAACCCCGACAUGCCCAUCGCUCUGAAGAUGUAUGAUUCUGUGCUGCACCCCAUCGUGGGCAUCACCUCGCGUGUGCUGAACCUCGUUCUCGUGGACGAUCGGAACCAGAAGAUGCUGCUGCAUGCUGACAUGGCGUACCAGCCUGUGUUCCAAGCAUGCGGCAGGGCAGCGCCAGCCGUGUGGCGGGAGCUGAGGCGGCGCUACCUCGUGCCAUCCGACGGCCUCCCCAUGGUCUAUGCGUUUGAUGGCGAGCUGAAUGUAACCCAAGCCAAAACCGUGUUCAACAGGGCAGCGGUGUUUGUGGGGCUGCACGGGGCAGGCCUGGCCAACAUGGUCUUCAUGCCGCUCAACGCCAGCAUCUCGUCCAAAACCGUGUUCAACAGGGCAGCGGUGUUUGUGGGGCUGCACGGGGCAGGCCUGGCCAACAUGGUCUUCAUGCCGCUCAACGCCAGCAUCUCGUCCAAAACCGUGUUCAACAGGGCAGCGGUGUUUGUGGGGCUGCACGGGGCAGGCCUGGCCAACAUGGUCUUCAUGCCGCUCAACGCCAGCAUAUUUGAAAUCCGCCCGCGCGGUUACCCUAACCCCUGCUACCACCAUCUCGCCACCGCCACCCAGAUGCACUACCAUUUGAUCCUCGGGAACGGUACCAAGGACAGCGAGUUGAACUUCAACCACACUGAGGCUGUGGAAGUGCUGAGACUGAUUGCCAAUCGCACGAGAGCAAGAAUGUCGGCUGAAAAGUUCGAGUCGAUUAAUCUGUUGCCGCCGCUGGAAGCGGUGGGGGAGGAGGAUUGGAAGGAGAGGUCUGGGCUGGAUGGGGAGGAGGAGGAGGAAAAUGGCGGAGGGGGGAAUGCGGAGUUGACUAUUCCGCUUGAGCUUAUGGCGGAUGUGACUCUAAAGGCGCUGAAUGACACAGAUGUAGGGGCGGAGGAGCAGGAGGAGGAGGUGAAGAGUCUGGAUGAAGAGACUAAAAAGAAGAUGGAGGGAGAGAGGGUGGUAACAAUUGGGGAGUUGAGUGAAGAUUUGAAACGGGCUGAGAUGAAACAGGUGCAUGUGAAUUCAGGGGUGUCACAUGAUAAGCGCAAGGCGAUUCUUAACUGUACGGGCGGCCCGUGCCCGGAUUUUUCGGGCAGGUGCGAGUCGAAUCGCGAAGCGUCGGCCUGCAGGAUGAAUGAAGUUUCAGAUGAGGGGUUUGCCCGCCCGGCGAUUCCUAUAAACUGCCCGAAGAAAGGGAAUUUGACGACUGUGGGCCCGGAGGGGAGGGAUGAGAGCUGCUCGCAUACGUCCGAUUUCGGGUGGUACGAACCGGGCACAUUCCAGAUUUACCUUUUGCGGGGAGUGUAUAUCGACCACGAGGGGCAUGUGUUCAACAAAACGACCCAUUUCAACCGGGAGGGGUGCAACAAUGAUGCACCGUUCGAGUACAAGAAGGGCACAAAGGUGCAUAGGUUGAAGCGAGUGGUGAACCUGGCAUACUAUCAGGGCCGCAACUUCUACCACGGGCUCAUCGAAUGGACGCCCCAGCUCUUCCUCCUCAGCUCUCUGCUGCACGCCCACCCCACCAUCCCUCUGCUCGCCAUCCACGACCAGUGGGAUUUCUACGAGAAUAUAUCAAAGCCUAUUAUAGGAGUGGAGCAAUUCGCUAUGAACCGACUCAAUAUAAGCCGCGGGGAGCUCUUCUAUGCCGAUGAGGUGUACCUGCCACUAUACCAGGCAUGUGGCAAGGCCAGCCCCUCUCUCUGGUCGCUCCUCCGCUCCCACUUCCUCCUUGCCCCGCAAGGCCUCCCCAUCUUUCCGCCCACCACCUGGAUCCAACGGCCAGGAUUGGCCGAUCCGGUGAACCAGACCGAGGCGGCAACAGUGCCGCCUGACUGGAUGGUGCUGCUUGUGCGGCGGCCAGGUGUCAAGCGCUCAUUGGACCGCUGGGACGCGCUGUAUGAGUCGGCCGUAUCGGUGUUCUCUCUCAACCGGGUCCAUGUGCUAAAUGGCUCCGUGCCUAUGCUCAAAGCUCGGUCGCUGUUUCGAAGAGCGAGGCUGCUUAUAGCGGGACACGGAGCAGCAAUGGCAAACAUGGUCUUCAUGCGACCCAACAUGACAGUCUACGAGAUUCGACCCGACAAGAGCAACAACGCGUGUUACCACCACCUAGCACAUGCAUGUGGGCUCCGAUAUUACCUGACGUUUGGGGAUGGGGAUGGGGAGAGCGUAGUGAAGAUUGAUGUGGGGAAGGUUACAGGGGUGUUGAAGGAAAUUGCCAAGACAGUGUGGGACGUGAAGGGAGGGUGUGUAGGGGACGUGAAGGGAGGGUGUGUAGGGGACGUGAAGGGAGGGUGUGUAGGGGACGUGAAGGGAGGGUGUGUAGGGGACGUGAAGGGAGGGUGUGUAGGGGACGUGAAGGGAGGGUGUGUAGGGGACGUGAAGGGAGGGUGUGUAGGGGACGUGAAGGGAGGGUGUGUAGGGGACGUGAAGGGAGGGUGUGUAGGGGACGUGAAGGGAGGGUGUGUAGGGGACGUGAAGGGAGGGUGUGUAGGGGACGUGAAGGGAGGGUGUGUAGGGGACGUGAAGGGAGGGUGUGUAGGGGACGUGAAGGGAGGGUGUGUAGGGGACGUGAAGGGAGGGUGUGUAGGGGACGUGAAGGGAGGGUGUGUAGGGGACGUGAAGGGAGGGUGUGUAGGGGACGUGAAGGGAGGGUGUGUAGGGGACGUGAAGGGAGGGUGUGUAGGGGACGUGAAGGGAGGGUGUGUAGGGGACGUGAAGGGAGGGUGUGUAGGGGACGUGAAGGGAGGGUGUGUAGGGGACGUGAAGGGAGGGUGUGUAGGGGACGUGAAGGGAGGGUGUGUAGGGGACGUGAAGGGAGGGUGUGUAGGGGACGUGAAGGGAGGGUGUGUAGGGGACGUGAAGGGAGGGUGUGUAGGGGACGUGAAGGGAGGGUGUGUAGGGGACGUGAAGGGAGGGUGUGUAGGGGACGUGAAGGGAGGGUGUGUAGGGGACGUGAAGGGAGGGUGUGUAGGGGACGUGAAGGGAGGGUGUGUAGGGGACGUGAAGGGAGGGUGUGUAGGGGACGUGAAGGGAGGGUGUGUAGGGGACGUGAAGGGAGGGUGUGUAGGGGACGUGAAGGGAGGGUGUGUAGGGGACGUGAAGGGAGGGUGUGUAGGGGACGUGAAGGGAGGGUGUGUAGGGGACGUGAAGGGAGGGUGUGUAGGGGACGUGAAGGGAGGGUGUGUAGGGGACGUGAAGGGAGGGUGUGUAGGGGACGUGAAGGGAGGGUGUGUAGGGGACGUGAAGGGAGGGUGUGUAGGGGACGUGAAGGGAGGGUGUGUAGGGGACGUGAAGGGAGGGUGUGUAGGGGACGUGAAGGGAGGGUGUGUAGGGGACGUGAAGGGAGGGUGUGUAGGGGACGUGAAGGGAGGGUGUGUAGGGGACGUGAAGGGAGGGUGUGUAGGGGACGUGAAGGGAGGGUGUGUAGGGGACGUGAAGGGAGGGUGUGUAGGGGACGUGAAGGGAGGGUGUGUAGGGGACGUGAAGGGAGGGUGUGUAAGGGACGUGAAGGGAGGGUGUGUAGGGGACGUGAAGGGAGGGUGUGUAGGGGACGUGAAGGGAGGGUGUGUAGGGGACGUGCUGGGCUAUGGAGUGACGGACUAG
This is a messenger RNA of Closterium sp. NIES-65, 4605 nucleotides long. The record is from the annotation of a GenBank genome assembly. NCBI's taxonomy places the organism in Eukaryota, Viridiplantae, Streptophyta, Zygnematophyceae, Desmidiales, Closteriaceae.